This is a messenger RNA of Penicillium griseofulvum, 333 nucleotides long. RefSeq lists its product as uncharacterized. Lineage: Eukaryota; Fungi; Ascomycota; Eurotiomycetes; Eurotiales; Aspergillaceae. The transcript has 2 exons. The coding region runs from base 1 to 333 and encodes 110 amino acids. The record is from RefSeq and is a predicted model, not a curated record.
AUGGAUGUUUUCGAGAUGGCUGUGUUGUCCAGCUGGUCCCUGGAGAAUGGACCUCCAAGCCCACGCUCUGCUGAUGAGGUCUGUGUCGCCCCCGAGACUAACAGCUCCUCAUACUACGGGGCCAGCUGUCAAGCUGCGUCCCCCCGGUCUGCCGCCAUUAGGAUUCCGGUGAUUCCCUCUGGCUACCAGCAGAUCCCAGGGUAUGAAGCCCACCGUCAGCGACUGGAGGCUCGCGCACUCAUGGGCUCGAUUGCGGAGCGUCGAGGGUCCCUGGGUGCCGCUUGCGUUGGUGCCUUUGUCAGAGCCGGAGCUCAGCAGCUGGUCAAUGAGUGA